This is a messenger RNA of Manduca sexta (tobacco hornworm), 2577 nucleotides long. RefSeq names its product protein spaetzle (gene SPZ1). The coding region runs from base 181 to 1137 and encodes 318 amino acids. The transcript is spliced from 7 exons. Gene Ontology annotation, molecular function: growth factor activity; Toll binding. Gene Ontology annotation, biological process: innate immune response; central nervous system formation; regulation of Toll signaling pathway. Lineage: Eukaryota; Metazoa; Arthropoda; Insecta; Lepidoptera; Sphingidae. Gene Ontology annotation, cellular component: extracellular region. The record is from RefSeq and is a predicted model, not a curated record.
CACACACCAGUCGAGUCAGGUGCAUGUGUCGCCAUCGAUAGCCGCGGCACAUCACUACACCACGUAAAUAAUGCCGCACGUCCGAUAUGCAACUAUAAAGUGACCAGUAAGCUAACAACGCGCUUGUACCGGUUAGGUGAAUAUGUUUUUGGUGUUAUAAGUGACUUGUGACAUAUAGUUAUGGCCUGGAUCCAGCAUUUACUCGUUUGGCUCUUCGUUAUGUCAACAUCAGCAUACAAAUGCAAAGACUGCUUCAGUUUCGCAUCACAAUAUCCGUCGUACGAUAGUCAAGUAUACGAACAACCUGACAGACGGAUAGCAGGACGGUCAGCACAAUACGAACAUUUAAGAACAAACGAGAGGUCUCUCCCGGUCUACAGCGAGACCCAGAGGAUACAAGCAGAAGAGAGAAGAAGACACAGUUCGAGACUAGAAGAACCGAGACAACGUGCCGAGAAUGGUUCAUAUAAGAUAUUGAAUAACCCUCCGAAACCCUGUAUUACUAAUAGGAGAACACGCGAAAUUGACUACCCUGAAACUAUUGGUGAGUACAAUGCCGUCAAUAAGUGUCGACCCACGAGAGGUCAAAUUGAUUCGUCGAAUGAUAGGGUAGUGUUCCCCGGUCCGACUUCAGAAAGAUCGUACGUACCCGAAGUUCCAGAGGAAUGCAAGAAAAUCGGCAUAUGCGACAGUAUACCGAAUUACCCAGAAGAACACGUAGCUAAUAUUAUAUCUCGACUUGGAGACAAAGGAAAAGUAUUACAAAUAGACGAACUGGACGUAUCAGACACUCCAGAUAUCGCCCAGAGGUUGGGUCCGCAGGAGGACAACAUGGAACUAUGUAGCUUUAGAGAAAAGAUUUUUUACCCCAAGGCAGCGCCAGACAAAGAUGGAAAUUGGUUCUUCGUUGUGAAUUCAAAAGAAAACCCAGUACAGGGUUAUAAAGUUGAAAUUUGCGACCGUCAGCAAUUACCAUGCGCGGAGUUCGCGAGCUUCCAACAGGGAUAUGAGGCGAGGUGCAUCCAGAAAUACGUUCGCCGGACCAUGUUGGCGUUGGAUCCCAAGGGUCAGAUGACCGACAUGCCCCUUAAAGUGCCCAGCUGUUGCUCAUGCGUGGCCAAAUUGACAAUCAUAUGAACUGUGUUUACGUUUGGACAAUGUUUUUACGGACGAAUUUAUGACUGAUGUGGCAAUGAGUAUUUAUAGAUAGAUGUUUUAUAAGCAUAUAUUAUUGCGGUUACUGAAGUAGUCAAGUACCUACUUAAUCAUCUUUGUAAUUAGAAUAUUACUGUGCUUCCCUGAUUUGGUACUACCGCAGUGAUAAUUGAAUGUGUUUUUUUUUUAAAUCGAACGCUGUCACAUAGUUUAUAGAGACUUCUUGUUAAGUUCAGUAACUUAUUGUAGGUAACAAGUAAUUUCCAUUUUAUUAUAAUCACAAUUAUUUAGUUGUGCCAAAUACCUGACAUAAGUAAUACAUUACAUUUGAACUAACAUUAAAAACUGUAUUUAUUGCCGCCAUAGUUUGAAGGCCAGAAAUAAGUACAUAUUACAAUUCGCAAUUAAUUUAAACUAUUCGACCUUGUCGCACGAACAAAAUCACGUAUGCUAAUCUUAUAGUUUAAAUUAAAGUCCUAGUCUGUUGUUAAGGAAACCGAUAUUUACCAGAUACAGAUAAUUAAUUAAAUAUGUUUCACGUACUUUUUAUUCGUCUGGAUCUUGGCUGUUUGUUUCAAUGGCCUUAGCUACACAGUGGAACCUACCAGCAAUCAAGAGGGUAGCUAACGUAGGGCACAUGUAGUGCAUAAUAGGGCCCCCCUUUGUUAGCUUAAUCUGUUGGACCUCUUUUAUUGCUAAAUUACCAAAAGUGUGAAAUUAAAGACCUUGACUGCCUAGAUUUUAGUGUCAGUCAAGGCCACAUAUUAUCGUGUUACACACACUUGCUUUUUGCACCCGGGCUCUUGGUUACCUAGCUACAUCACACCUAGUAAUUGGCAAACAUCAACUAUUAUAAUAUAACAUAUAUAUAUAUAUAACACCUUUACCGGUGAAAUCAAGCAUAAAAACACUUUUACUGUUAAAUAUAACGUGAAUUAAGUGAGGCUUAUCUCAUAAUUAAGUGUGUACCGUACAAACACACUACUUCGGUUUAAAUUUUUGACUCAAAAUUUCGACACUAGUGAAAGUAUUUUUACCAGCAGAUUAAAAUAUCAUCAGCUGUCAAAAUUCACUAACCAAUCUGAUGGGUCAACAAGCAUUAUUCAUGUGCAAAGAAUUUAAUAUUAUACUUAAUUUUAUUGUAAGCAGCCCUUCCGCAAUAUUAUAAAUAAUAUAAAAAAUAAGAUGGAUUAAUAACGUAAUUUUUUUAAGUAGAUUUAAAAUUAAGAGGCUAUCAAAUAGCGACACCAAAAUUUAAUUAUUUUAUGAUCGGAUUUAAAGGAUCCACUUUGUUGCUCAAUAUUAAAAUGGAAACAUGUAUUUUAUUUAUAGCUACAUUUAAAACUAACGUUCCAACUCAGUCAGAACAUGCUUGCCUGUAAAUAAAUGUAUUUGAUUACAAUAAAUAUUUUAUUACUUGUU